AUGUGUGGUGCAUGCAAUAUAAGGCACCACAGGGAUGUACUCUGCGAGCCUAGGAGGCAACCUCGUGAACAUGAACAACCACAGAAUGGGGUGGGGGUGGCGGACGGUAGCGCGACUCACGCAGCAGGUGGUGAGAAUGAAGGUGUUGAGGUAUCAGACGAGGAGGAGGACGUCAGUUCAGAUUCGGAGGGGGAGAGAGAAGAGCAGCCAAUGGAUGCAGGUGCUGUUGUCCAACAGGCAGUCCCAACAGUACUCCGUGAAGUAUUUGGCGAGGCAUUUAACAGACUCAGCACCUCAGGAACCAACGGAAACAUGCGCUCGGGGGGUGUGGGGUUAUCAAAUCCAACAGCAGCUGAGAAUGGGGGAUUGGGGGAGAGGGGAGGUGUAUCCGAGAGUGGUGGAUUGGGGGAGCGGGGAGGAGCGUCCGAGAGCGAAGCAGGAAGGGGAGGAGCAGGAGGGGGUGGGGCAUGGAGGAGAGGAGCAGCAGAGAGUGGGGCGGGGACGGCAGGAGCAGAGAGUGGGGCGGGAAGGGCAGGAGCAGCUGGGAUCGUGACAGGGAGGGGAGGAGCAGGGAGUGGGACGUGGAGGGGAGGAGCAGCAGGGAGCAGGGCAGGGAGGCCAGGAGCAGAGAGCAGGGCGGGAAGGGCAGGAGCAGCCGAGAUCGUGACAGGGAGGGGAGGAGCAGGGAGUGGGGCGGGGAGGGGAGGAGCAGGGAGUGGGGCGGGGAGGGGAGGAGCAGGGAGUGGGGCGGGGAGGGGAGGAGCAGGGAGUGGGGCGGGGAGGGGAGGAGCAGUGAGUGGGGCGGGGAGGGGAGGAGCAGGGAGUGGGGCGGGGAGGGGAGGAGCAGGGAGUGGGGCGGGGAGGGGAGGAGCAGGGAGUGGGGCGGGGAGGGGAGGAGCAGGGAGUGGGGCGGGGAGGGGAGGAGCAGGGAGUGGGGCGGGGAGGGGAGGAGCAGGGAGUGGGGCGGGGAGGGGAGGAGCAGGGAGUGGGGCGGGGAGUGGAGGAGCAGGGAGUGGGGCGGGGAGGGGAGGAGCAGGGAGCGGGGCCGGGAGGGGAGGAGCAGGGAGCGGGGCCGGGAGGGGAGGAGCAGGGAGCAGUGGGGCGGUGAGGGGGGGAGCAACAGGGAGCGGGGCAGGGAGGGGAGGAGCAUCCGAGAGCGGGGCAGGGAGGGGAGGAGAAUUCGAGAGCGGGGCAGGGAGGGGAGGAGCAUCCGAGAGCGGGGCAGGGAGGGGAGGAGCAUCCGAGAGCGGGACAAGGAGGGGAGGAGCAGCAGGGAGCGGGGCAGGGAGGGGAGGAGCAGCAGGGAGCGGGGCAGGGAGGGGAGGUGCAGCAGGGAGCGGGGCAGGGAGGGGAGGUGCAGCAGCGAGCGGGGGGGGAAGGGGAGGAGUAGCAGGGAGUGGGGGGGAGAGGGGAGGAGCAGUGAGUGGGGCCGGGAUGGGAGGAGCAGCAGGGAGUGGGGCGGUGAGGGGAGGAGCAGCCGAGAGCGGGGUAGGGAGGGGAGGAGCAGGGAGCGGGGCGGGAAGGGGAGGAGCAGCAGGGAGCGGUGGAGUGGCAGACUGA
This is a messenger RNA of Closterium sp. NIES-65, 1560 nucleotides long. The record is from the annotation of a GenBank genome assembly. Lineage: Eukaryota; Viridiplantae; Streptophyta; Zygnematophyceae; Desmidiales; Closteriaceae.